Molecule: messenger RNA, 993 nt
Organism: Penicillium bovifimosum
Lineage: Eukaryota; Fungi; Ascomycota; Eurotiomycetes; Eurotiales; Aspergillaceae
Exons: 3
Coding region: 1-993 (330 amino acids)
Biological process (GO): positive regulation of DNA-templated transcription
Cellular component (GO): Set1C/COMPASS complex
Source: RefSeq, a predicted model, not a curated record
AUGAUUGGUUGCGACGCCGACUGCGAUGAUUGGUACCAUGGAAAAUGCGUCAAUAUCGAUCCCCGAGAUGCAGACCUGAUCGAUCGGUAUAUAUGUCCGAACUGCGCAAGUUUAGGCAAAGGAUGUACAACAUGGAAACCGAUGUGUCGCCUGUUGGAGUGCCGGAAACCAGCGCGCGUGAAAACGAAACCUCCGAGUAAAUAUUGCUGCGACGAUCACGGCCGGGAAUUCAUGCGCCGACAAACCCAAGAACUUAAAAAACGUGCGGGUCAGAAGAAUGGUCUGUUUGAAGAUCUGGGUAGUAUGGGAGGAAUCCUCACAGCUGCGGACCUGAAAGCCGCCAUCAUAGAAGCAGUCGAUAAUGCUGAUUCUGAUGUCAAGGCCGAAUCCAAGCCGCAGAGCGGUGGAUGGUUGGGAGUCGACGUCCAUGAAAACGGCAUGGAAUAUUCGCCCGACGAGAUUGCGAAGAUCGAAAAGCUGCGCGCACAACGGGAGGACCUUCUCCACCGCAAGGAGAUGCUUGCCGCACGCACGAAAUUUGUCUCGCUACUCAAGCCACGGGCUAAAGGCCUAGUGGAGAAACUGAAGCAGCAUGAACCCAAGGGCGGAUGGAAAGAUAUCUGUGGCUUUGACUCACGGCUCUCGUGGUCUGACGAGGAAUUCGAUGAAUGGCGACUCUCUGAGGCUGGGAUGAAAGCUCUCGCUGAGGGCACAGCAGAGGCGUUGGCUCUGAGCUCUGCAUCGAAUAACGAUGCAGACGGGGACUCAAUGAUGACUGGUGACAGCGAUGAUGAUAUCACGUUUUGGACGCGCGGUGUCUGCACCAAAAAGCGCUGCGAGAGACAUAAGCAAUGGGUCAAGGUGCAACAGCAGGAUAUCCUCUUCGAGGAGGAGACGACAGAGCAGGACCUCGCUAAGUGUGAGGAGGAAGCUCGGGCUGUGGUGGAACGGAGUGUGAUGAGGCGAUGGGCUGAGAAGGAUAAUCAGACGUGA